Molecule: messenger RNA, 9660 nt
Organism: Cyprinodon tularosa
Lineage: Eukaryota; Metazoa; Chordata; Actinopteri; Cyprinodontiformes; Cyprinodontidae
Gene: eys
Product: eyes shut homolog
Exons: 51
Coding region: 310-9477 (3055 amino acids)
Biological process (GO): heterophilic cell-cell adhesion; establishment or maintenance of epithelial cell apical/basal polarity
Cellular component (GO): protein-containing complex; plasma membrane
Molecular function (GO): calcium ion binding
Source: RefSeq, a predicted model, not a curated record
GUGCGCCUUCCCAUCACCCCAGCCUCGGACCUGAUCACAUUUUGUUUAGGAACAGGUGUCUUCGUGCGCGUGCGCGGGGACGCUGAUUGAGCUCCUUCCUCGCGAAGAAACACAUCUUUGCAGCCUCCAAGUGGAAAACCGCCCUCUCCAAAACGACGUAACAAGCCAAGCAGAUAAUGGUUGGUGCCAUGCCUGUAUAAUGAAGAACCACGGGACACAACACAGUCUAUUUAUGACAUCCACAAACCUGAUAAAGUUCCAUUUAAUUGUUUAAGACUGAUAAGGCAUUAAUUGUGACAGAAGGGAAAGAUGUGGGUGUCUUUUUUCUGUUUGAUUGUUAUUUAUGCAGCUGUCCACAUUACCAAGUGCCAAACGGUUUGUAACAGACAAGAACCGCUUGAGUGGAACCUUAAUAAACACACAAUCCAAAUGAAUUGGACUUUAAUUGGAAAACUCUGUAAGAGUGAUUUUGAAUGCUGGGGUUCUCCGGGGGAAGGCCAAGUGAGGCAGCCUUAUAACUUUCCCCAGCUAUGCCCCCUUCAGCUACAGCAUGGAGACAAACUGCUGAUGUAUGCUGAUGAAACACUCAAGUCAUAUGGCAUCAGACUCUUCAAUGUGUCAAGAGAGGACUUUGAAAGCUGCAUUACAAAUGCAGAUUUAAAGAAUCAGUUUGUUUUCCCACACAAAAUAAAGGAAAGUGAACAUGUUGAGGCCAAGUGGAUUACCCCAGGUCAUCAUUACUUUAUUGCACUUCAUGAAGGAGAUUCACAGCUAUGCAAGCUUGGUUUAAGGCUGAAUGUGACUGUUAAAACACAACUCUGCAGGGCGUCCCCUUUUCUUAGACUUUGUUCGGGAAAUGGACUUUGUCGGACGGAUUUUUACAAAGGUGCAUACCACUGCCAAUGCCACCAUAACUACUUUGGGAGGUUCUGUGAAAGGUUUGAUGCAUGCUUGGAUAAUCCUUGUCAAAACAAAGGAGUCUGCCUGAGCAACGGAUCCACAGACCCAAAAGAUAGAACCUACAAAUGCUUGUGUCCACCACAUUUUACAGGGGUGAAUUGCUCUGAAAUCAUUGGGAAAACAAACUGUGAGAGAAUUUGCGAAAAUGGGACAUGUGUUCAACUAUCACCAGCUUCCUUCAAAUGCGUUUGUGAACCUGGAUUUUCAGGCCGUCCCUGUGAAAAGAGGAAAGACCUGUGUGACCCAUAUCAAUGCAGAAAUGUCAGCACAUGUAGAGAGACUCCUAAAGAAUUGCUCUGUUACUGUCCAGACCCUGGAAUUGACGUCAGCUGCUUGUCAUAUUCAUGUAUCGAGGAACAAAACUGCACUGCAGGGGGGCAUGACUCUGAGUGUAUUUGUACAGAUGGUAGUUUGGUCCCAGAAUGCAAGAAGCAGCAGAGCAUGUGCAACCAAUCGCCCUGCCUCAACAAUGGCACCUUUGUGUCUAGGGGAAAGGAUUACUUCUGCAGAUGUCUAAGUGGCUUUUCUGGGAAGAACUGUGAAGAAAUAAUUGACUACUGUGGACUGCUCAAUAUCAACUGCCUAAAUGAGGGAUUGUGUUUGAGCAUAAUUGGCGGAUAUCAGUGUUUUUGUACUCCAGGAUGGAUUGGAGAGUUUUGCCAGCAUGUAGGGGAUGCCUGCCUGAUUCAGCCACACAGUUGUCUUAAUGGAGCCACAUGCAUUUCCACAAGUCAGCCAAUAUCUCCUCCUACCUUCAUAUGCAAAUGUCCCCCUGGUUUCUCAGGAACAACAUGUGAAACUGAGAUCAGCGAGUGUGAUUCCAGCCCAUGUCAGCACAAUGGCACAUGCUCUGAUUUGCUUGGAGACUAUAUCUGCCAGUGCCCUACAGGUUUUCAAGGACGUAAUUGUGAAAUUGACAUAGAUGCAUGUACCUUGCCAGACUCUAGUUGUCCAUCACCAACUCAGUGUUUCGAUCUUCCUCAAGGCUUUGAAUACACCUGCCGUAUUCCCUGCCCAACAAACUUUAAGCCAUGUGCCAGUGGAGGUCAAUGCGUGCUGAAUACUGCCAGUAGCUAUAUGUGUAUCUGUGCACAAGGUUGGUCUGGUCAGAACUGCCAAAUAAAUGUCAACGACUGUAUCCAGCACUGGUGUCAAAAUGGAGCUACUUGUGUGGACGAGAUUGAUAGUUACAGCUGCCUUUGUCCCGAUGGAUACACAGGGGUCUACUGUGAGCAGGACAUUGAUUACUGUUUCAACAGUCCUUGCUCUGAACACGGCGUUUGCCUGGACCAGCAGUUUAACUUCACCUGCCGCUGCAUGCUGGGGUAUGAGGGUCUGCUAUGUGAUGUGGAAGAAAAUGAGUGCAACAGCUUCCCAUGCUCAAACGGCGCCACCUGUGUGGACCUAAUCAGUGAUUAUCGGUGCCACUGUCCCCUGGGGUUUGAGGGAAGGACAUGCUCUCAGAAUGUAAAUGAUUGUUGGUCGCAGCCCUGUCUAAAUGGAGGCUCGUGUGUGGAUCUGAUAAAUGACUACAUUUGUCAUUGUCCUCUUGGGUUUAAGGGACGAGAUUGCUCUCUGGAUAUUGACCUUUGCUCAUUUGGACUGUGCAGCAAACACACAGUGAUGUGCAUUGAGAGCAAGGAUGGGCAGAAUGUCUCUUGCACAUGUGAAAAAGGGUUUGGAGGGUCAUUUUGUGAAGUUAACCUUAAUGAAUGUGAAUCUAAACCGUGUCAGAAUGGCGGCAUUUGCGUAGAUGGCCUUGACCAGUAUCGAUGUCUUUGCUCACAAGGCUUUGGAGGUUUCAACUGUGAAAUCAACCAUGAUGAAUGUGUCCACGGAUACUGUGCCAAUAAUUCCACGUGUAUUGACUUGGUUGCGGACUAUGAGUGUAUCUGUCCUUCAGGCUUUGGUGGUAAGAAUUGCUCAAUAUAUCUGUCGGCAUUUACAACUGACCCACACCUCUGCAAGAAUGGAGGGACUUGUUUCCAUAAUUAUACCGGGGAAGUAGAGUGCAUUUGCCCCUUAGGCUACCAUGGUAAAGACUGCUCCUCAUCUUUGAGCCAGUGUGUAUCGAAUCCAUGUGACCCUGAAGGAACAAUUCUCUGUGAAGGGCUCGGAAGUACUUAUAGAUGUGUGUGCCACCAUGGCUACACUGGGACACACUGUGAGACACCUAUAAACCACUGUGUUGAUGGUCUUUGUCAGCACAGUUCAGCAUGUGUGCAUCUGUCAAAAGGUUUCAGGUGCGAUUGUUUGCCAGGUUUAACAGGCAAAUUUUGUGAAAUAAACAUUGAUGAAUGUGAGCAGGAUCCCUGUGGACCUCUCAGCAUUUGUAGAGACUCUCUAAAUGGCUAUGAUUGUUUCUGUGCACCUGGAUUCAUUGGAAGUCAAUGUGAAAUUGAAGUGAAUGAAUGUCUCAGUCAGCCUUGUGAUAAUGGAGGCACCUGCAUAGAUGAGCUCAAUUCAUUUAGCUGCCAUUGCCCUGCUGGAUUCUCAGGGAACUACUGUGAAGUCAAUAUAGAUGAGUGCGUUUCCUCUCCUUGUCUCCACAAUGCCACAUGUGUUGACCUUGUUGAAGGCUAUGAGUGUGUCUGUAGGUCCGGCUUUACAGGUACAAAAUGUGAGCUUGACAUUGAUGAGUGUGCUUCAUCUCCUUGCAAGAAUGGAGCAACUUGCGUUGACCUGCCCGGUAAUUACAUCUGCCAGUGUGUGGCUCCAUUUAAAGGUUAUAAGUGUGAAUUCUUGCCCUGUGAGGCCAGUAAUCCUUGCGAGAAUGAUGCUGUGUGUGUGGAAGAGUUGGAUCAGGACCGUUUUCCUUUGGGCUUCCGAUGUCACUGUCGUCGGGGCUUCUCUGGCCCCCGCUGUGAAAUCAAUGUGGAUGAGUGCAGCUCCAGUCCCUGUUUUCACGGCUUCUGCUAUGAUGUUGUAGAUGGGUUUUAUUGCCUUUGCAGUCCUGGUUAUGCUGGGCUGAGAUGUGAGGAGGAAAUUGAUGACUGUGUCAACAGUUUGUGCAGCCCUAACUCAGUCUGUAAAGAUCUACAUCAGGGCUACGAGUGUGUAUGUCAUUCAGGCUGGGAGGGGAAGUACUGCCAGCAAGAAAUUGAUGAAUGUUUAUCACUGCCCUGCAAAAACAAUGCCACCUGCAAAGAUCUUUUCAACGGCUACAAGUGUUUAUGUUCACCGGGUUGGACAGGUGUGGACUGUGCACUGGAUGUGAAUGAGUGUGAUUCUGGACCCUGUCUAAAUGGAGCUCAGUGCACACAAUCAGACAUACCUGGGGAGUUCUCCUGCACCUGUUCCCCCUUCUUCACCGGCUUCCUGUGUGACUUGCCGUAUGACCCCUGUGACUCCCUCCACAACCCCUGCCUGCACAACUCCACCUGCCUGACAUGCUCCGAUGGAACAGCCUCUUGCAGAUGCCCAGCUGGAUUUGAAGGAAGUUUGUGUGAAAUUGACACCAAUGAGUGUGCUUCAGACCCAUGCCAAAAUCUUGGGAAAUGUGUGGACCAGGUGAAUGGUUACAGGUGUGAUUGUCAGAUGGGAUUUUCUGGCCUCCUCUGUGAGGAAAACAUCAAUGAGUGCUCCUCCAACCCUUGCAGCAACGCAGGCAUCUGUCAAGACCUUGUGAAUAAGUUCCACUGCGUUUGCCCUUCUGGUUAUUUUGGAGUGUUGUGUGACCUGGAUGUGAACGAGUGUGAAGUCUCACCUUGUCUACAUGAGGGCAUCUGUAUCAACAUGCCUGGAGGCUUCAAGUGUGUCUGCCGACCUGGAUACUCAGGAGCGCAUUGUGAAGUGAACAUCAAUGAGUGUCUUUCCAGCCCAUGCCAAAAUAAUGGAAGAUGUAUUGAUGAGACUAAUCAAUAUCACUGCUGGUGUCCUGAUGGCUUCAUAGGGCUCCACUGUGAGUCCAACAUUGAUGAAUGCAUGUCAGCUCCGUGUCUUCAUGGGAGCUGUAAAGAUGGAGUAAAUUCAUACACCUGCCUUUGUAAAACGGGUUGGACUGGCAUCAGAUGUGGAACAAACAUUGAUGACUGUGCCUGCAAUCCCUGUGUAAAUGGAGGCUCCUGUGUGGAUCUCAUUGAUAAAUACGCAUGUUUCUGUCUGGAUGGAUUCACAGGAAAGACUUGUGAAACUGACAUAGAUAUUUGUAAAGACACCUCUUUUAACGUCUCACUGUGCUUCAAUGGAGCCACCUGCAUCGAUGGUGAAGGAUCAAACUUCACUUGCAUUUGUCCACCAGGUUUCAUGGGGGAUUUCUGUGAAGUGGAUAUAAACGAAUGUUGCUCAGCGCCGUGCCAGAAUGGUGCUGUUUGCCAAGAUCUUAUUAAUAGCUACGUCUGCCACUGCAGGUCAGGUUGGACAGGCCUUCACUGUGAGGAUGACAUUAAUGAGUGCCUUCCACAGCCCUGCAACCAGGGGAUAUGCAUCCAGAAUGAUCCAGGCUAUGGCUACACCUGUUUCUGUCGUCCUGGAUUUGUGGGAAGAAACUGUGAGCAGAACUAUGAUGACUGCCUGCCCAAUCCAUGUCCAGAAGCUUUUUCCUGUUUAGAUGGCAUAAACAAGUUUAGCUGCAUCCCUCCCAUUAUGGUUCCUGUUCCCUUGGUGACGCCAAGCACGAACAUCACCCACAGUUACACACCCGGAACACUGAUGUCAACGCUAAGCCCAGUACCAACUGCUGAAUUAUCCACAGAUUGGAGUUACCAUCACUUCUUUGGGAUUUCAUACCUUGAAUUUCAUGCUGUUGACCUUGAAACUCUGAACAACAUUACUGUGAGAUUUCAAACCAAGGCAUCUCAGGGAAUGCUUCUAUAUGUGGACCAAGGACCCAUUAAUGGAGAUUUCUUUUUUAUGAAACUUUUUAUCCAGGAUGGGAUCUUGAAGUAUGCCUUUUGCUGCAACGAAGAUGAAGAGGUUACACAGAUGAGUGCACGCAUUCAUGUUGAUGAUGGCAGAGUUCAUAUUGUGAACAUUAGGCAACACCUGACACCUUGUGAAGCAGAGCUGAUGCUUUCGGGCCAUGAGACAAUUAAAAGCACAGCCAGUAAUUACUGGCUGGGACACAUGAUUCAAAGAACAAACCAUGUCUUCGUAGGUGGCUUGCCACAACAAUAUCUUCCCAAUCAGAGAGCAAAACCAUUGGACAACUAUACUGGCUGUAUUGAAGUAAUAGAAAUUAACCACCUAAGAAGCUUCUACACAACGAAUGCAGUUGCUGGCAGCAAUAUUGACCAAUGCAGGUUUCCUUUACAUCCUACAGUUGACUCCCCAUUUAAGUAUUUGAGUCGGGCCCUUCCAUCAGCUUCCACCGACACAGUAAGCACAGCUCCACUGCUAUCAUCAUCUCCAAAACUUCCUUUGCGUGAACUUCAGGUUUGCCAUGAUGAUCCUUGCCACAACGGAGGAACAUGCCAUCACCUGCAGCUUCACAACAGAACUAUUCCUUCCUGCGACUGUCCCCUUCAUUUUACUGGAACUUUCUGUGAAAAAGAUAGCAGAGUUUAUAUUCCAUCUUUUGAUGGGACAUCAUACCUGAAGCUGAAGCCUCUUGCAUCCUUCUCACAACCUUUGAAUGACAGCAGUAAUUCAACAACAGCAGCUGAAGGCAUCUCUUUCUAUUUGAUGGUUAAAACAAAAUCAACACAGGGCACCAUCCUCUUCACCCAGGAGCAGAACUUUGGAGAUCAGUUCCUGCAUGUGUUCCUUGAAGAUGGAAGCCCCAUUGCUCAGCUUGGCUGUGGUGACACUAAUAUUUUAUAUGCAGCUGCUGGCAAGAGAAUCAAUAAAAACAGAUGGAUGCCAAUCCUUAUACGAUUCAGCCUGCCUGUUGGCAAACAAGGAGGGUCAUGUCGGAUUGAAAUUGCUGCAGAUAAUGGCACCACACAGCAUCUUGAAGAGUUUGUGUCACACCCUGUAUCAGAGAGGACAUUUGGACCCAUUUUUCUUGGGGAUGUUUCAUCCCACUGGGAGCGGCAUGGUGAAAGAGGAAAAGAGCAGAGGAGAUUCAUUGGCUGCAUCAAGGAAUUUCAGGUCAACUCAGUGGAGAUUGACCUGGUGGGUGAAGCAGUGAAGGGGAGGAACAUCAAGAACUGUGACCCACCCGUAUGCCAACACCUUCCCUGCCGCAAUGGAGGAACAUGUGUCAGUGAUGCAGAGGACUGGUUCUGCGAGUGCCCUCCACUUUACACAGGCCGGCUGUGCCAGCUCUCCGCCUGCGAGCGUGGACCCUGUCGCCAUGGAGCCACAUGCAUUCCUAAGUCGCAGUUGGAGGUGGUUUGUCUUUGCCCCUUUGGACGACAGGGGUUACUCUGCGACCAAACCAUAAAUGUAACUCGUGCCAGAUUCAGUGGAACUGAUGAGUUUGGCUACACAUCUUUUGUGGCCUUCACUUCCAUCCCAAGACUCACCUUCUUCUAUGAGUUCAAGCUGAGGUUCACGCUUGCAAAUAAUUCAUCUGCUGUCAGAGACAACCUGAUCCUGUUUGCUGGACAGAAAGGACAAGGCAGCGAUGGUGAUGACUUCCUCGUUUUAGGACUACGAAGUGGAAGAAUUGUCCACAGGUUUAACCUUGGAUCAGGAAUAGCAACCUUAGUCAGUGAUCGACUCAACAACGAGACCACUAUCCACAGUGUUACUUUUGGAAGAUUCAAAAGAACAGGCUGGCUGAAGGUUGAUGGGCAGCGGAACAGAACAGGAUAUUCUCCUGGACCUUUGGUGGGCCUCAAUGUUUUCAACCAGCUCUUUGUAGGUGGAUAUAAUGAGUUCACCCCUGAACUGCUGCCACUUGGCUCCAGAUUCCGUCAAGGCUUUCAAGGCUGCAUUUUCGAUGUUCAGUUUCGGACCAGGAGAGAUGGGAAGUUUCAAGUGUUGGGGCAACCUGCAGGGCACCCAGCCUUCGGGCGCAGUGUUGGUCAAUGUGGAGUCACCCCCUGUGCUCAUGUACACUGCAGGAAUGAAGGGAUGUGUGUGGAUUCUGGUUCAUCAGUUUACUGCCAGUGCCAGCCUGGAUGGAAAGGAGCCCUCUGUACGGAAACCGUGUCUGUGUGUGAUCCUGAACAUACCCCCCCUCCUCUUUGUGCCCAUGGCUCCACCUGCAUCCCUCUGCCAAAUGGAUAUACCUGCCAGUGCCCCUUGGGAACUGCAGGAAGCCACUGCGAGACAGCUGUGACCAUCACUGAUCCAUUCUUCAGUGCUAACCAGGGUUCAUGGAUGUCAUUCCCUCCUAUGAGUAUUAGGCACAGGAUUGUUGUAGAGCUGCAGUUCCUACCUUUGUCACCUGAUGGCAUCAUUGUCUACACUGCACAGCAUCUUGGUGCUAAAGCAGGAGAUUUCUUCUGUAUCUCCUUAACUGCUGGGUUUGUCCAGUUGAGAUAUAAUCUUGGUGAUGGCAUACACAUUCUCCAGUCAAUGCAGACAGUGGACCUACAUGGCAGGACCUGGCAUGUGGUAAAGGCUGGCCGUACUGGUCAUCAGGGCUUCCUCAGCCUGGACAGUGAGGAGAUCAGAGAGAACAGGACUAAAGGGAUGACCACAUUAGAUGUUGCCACUGACAUCUUUGUUGGAGGCGUGUCCACUUUGAGCUUCGUUUCCCCUGAAGCGACUGAACAGGAACCAAUGAGCUUUACUGGUGGGUUGAGAGAACUUAAAAUCAAUGGCAAACAACUGGAGCUAACAGAGACAGGAGCCCUUGGUGGGAAAAACAUCAGGGACUUGGAUGGGACAGCCUGUGGGUACAAAGUGUGUCAUAACGGAGGUCAAUGCAGAGCUAUAGGGGCUGACUCAUUCUUAUGUGUGUGUCCAUCAUUAUGGAGUGGAUCCCUGUGUAACCAGUCUGUAAGCUGUAUAAACAACAGCUGCGGACAUGGCUCGAUAUGCGUUCCAUCUACUGCAACCUCCUACAGCUGCAUAUGUCCCUUCGGUUGGGUGGGGAGAUACUGUGACACUAAAAUGUCCACAGACACAUUGAGGUUUGUAGGAAACUCAUACAUUAAACACAUCGAUCAAAGAUUCAACAAAAGAAACUUAAAGUACGUACAGCUUUCUUUUACCUUCUAUGCCAGCUCUAGUGACGGUUUAAUUUUGUGGAUGGGGACGGCCGAGCAGGAAGACAAUGACUACCUUGCAGUUGGGCUGGAGGAAGGCAAUCUAAAGAUUGCAGUUAAUCUUGGAGAAAGACUUGCUCUCCCAAUUACGUUAAAAAAUCUCACUCUCUGCUGCAGGAAAUGGAAUAAUGUGUCUCUAAAUCUCAACCGAACGGUUAUUCAGGUUUUCCUUAACAGGGAGGAAAUCUUGUUUAAAGAUUUGGACCCAUUUGAGCGAUACAUAGCCUUAAACUCUGGGGGCGUGACUUACUUUGGUGGGUUUGAAUUAAACAGAAAUGUAUCAGUUGUCACCUCCGGAAUAUUUUCAGGGGGCUUUGAAGGAAGUAUCAGAGAUGUGAUUUUGUUUGGAGAUGAGAACCCGAUGGUUUUAUUUAAAAACAGUGAAGGUUUCAAUAUUUUUGAAGGCACUGAAUGAUAGUAAAACCAUAAUUUCUGAACUCCUAAAAAUAGAAAAAAAAAAUCAACUAAAUGUUUGUUUGAAGUGCUGUAGUUCUAGUUUUUAUUGAGUUUGCAAUAUUUAUUGAAGAUUUGACAUCGUUUUGUAGAAUAUUGUUUAGACUGAGCUCAAAACACUAAUAAAAUACAUUCUGAAAAAGUA